Dictyostelium discoideum AX4 is the source of this 4248-nucleotide messenger RNA. RefSeq names its product structural maintenance of chromosome protein (gene smc4). Bases 1 to 4248 code for a protein of 1415 amino acids. The transcript is spliced from 4 exons. Gene Ontology annotation, molecular function: ATP binding; ATP hydrolysis activity. Gene Ontology annotation, cellular component: nucleus; chromosome. Lineage: Eukaryota; Evosea; Eumycetozoa; Dictyosteliales; Dictyosteliaceae. The record is from RefSeq and is a predicted model, not a curated record. Gene Ontology annotation, biological process: chromosome organization.
AUGGUAGAAGAUGAAGAAAUAAAUGAUCAAAUAUCUGAAGAAGAAGAAGAAAAAAAGAAAAACAAUGAUUCAGAUGAAGAAAUGAAGGAUAUAGAUGAAGAGGAAGAGGAAGAGGAAGAGGAAGAGGAGGAGGAAGAGGAGGAAGAAAAGGAGGAAGAAGAGGAAGAGGAAGAGGAAGAAACACCAAAAAAGCCAAUGCCUCCACCUCAAUCUAAAGCAAAACCUUCCUCACAACCACCAGAUAUAAAAAAAGCAUCACAACAAUCACAAACACAAAAGAAUACGCCCCCACCAAUACAAACAUCACAAUCAUCUCAAUCAUCACAAUCAUCACAAUCAUCUCAACAACAACAACCAAAGAAUAUAUCACAAACACAACAACCAAAGAAUACACCCCCAUUACAAUCAUCACAAACAUCACAAACAUCACAAAAGACACCAGUAUCUAGUAAUAAUGGAAUUGAGAAAAGAUUAAUGAUUACUAAAAUGGUUAUGGAGAAUUUUAAAUCAUAUGCAGGUGCCCAAGAGGUUGGACCAUUUCAUAAGUGUUUUAGUUCAGUAGUUGGUCCUAAUGGUAGUGGUAAAUCAAAUGUUAUCGAUGCAAUGUUAUUUGUAUUUGGUUAUAGAGCAAAACAAAUUAGAUUAAAUAAAAUAUCAGAAUUAAUUCAUAAUUCUGAAAAUCAUAAAAACUUAACAAAUGGUAGAGUUUCUGUUCAUUUUCAAGAGAUUAUAGAUUUACCAGGAGAAGAUAAUUAUGAAGUUGUUAAAGGUUCAGAGUUUGUGGUAACACGUACAGCACAAAAAACAGGUAAUAAUAAAGAUGGUGUUUCAAAAUAUUAUUUAAAUGAUAAAGUUGUAAAAUUAGAUGAUUUAAAAACAAUUUUAAAAGAUAAAGGUAUUGAUUUAGAUAAUAAUAGAUUUUUAAUUUUACAAGGUGAAGUUGAACAAAUUGCAAUGAUGAAACCAAAAGGUGUACAUCCAGGUGAAGAAGGUUUAUUAGAAUAUUUAGAAGAUAUUAUUGGUAGUAAAAAGUAUUUACCAGAUAUUGAAGCAACUAGUAAAUUGAUAGAAGAUAUUGGUGAUAAAAGAACUUCAUCAAAUAAUCGUAUGAAAGUGGUUGAAAAAGAAAAAGAUGCGCUUCAACAAGAACGUGAUAAUGCAUUGGAGUACAUUGAUAAAGAGUUAAAGUUAAUUCAUUGUAAAUCGAUACACUAUCAAAUUGGUAGAAGCAAACCAGAGCGUGAAAAGAAUGAAAUUGCAGCCAAACAAGAGAUGGUUGAGAAACAAUUGGAACAAGAGUUGGUCACUCAAAAAGCAUCGAAUGAUAAACUAUUGGAAUUUGAAAAGAAUCUUAAACAACAGAAUAAACAAUUGGAUGAAUUGAAUAAACAAAUGGCAAAAUGUAAGAAUGAACUCUUAACCACUGAAAAGAAAGGUGUUAAAUAUAAGGAAGAAACUAAACAUUUGAAAACUAAAGUCAAAAAAAACAAUAGUGUCAUCGAAGAGGAAACAAAGAAACAAGCGGAAUUUGAAAGAUCAACUAUCAUUCAUAAACAAGAUAUAGUUAGAUUCGAGAAAGAGUAUGUCGAACUACCAAAGGAAUUGAUUGUUGAAGAGAAGAAAUUAGAAUCAAUGUUAAAUUCACUCAAGGGUGAAGUUACAGAAUUACAACGUGAAAUGGAGGAAAAACAAAAACAAUUACUUCCAUGGAGUAAAAAGCAUAGUGAAGCAAAGGCAGUAGUUGAUUUGAAAACCUCUGAAUUGGCUGUACUCUCUAAAGAUUUCAAUGGUGCAACUCAAAAUUUAGAUGAUGCAAUCAAAGCACUAGAGGAUGCCAAAACCAUUUCAUCCACUCGUAAGAAUAAUAUCACCAAAUCAAAGAAGGAGUUGGAAUCGGUUAAAGCAAUUAUAGUGGAUCUUGAGAAAAGACUUGCAAGUGGUAAAGUCACCGAAGAGAAUCUCUAUAGAAAUACAAUGGAUGCCAAGAGACAAUUGGAACAAAUUAAGACCAAUCUCUCUGAAAAUAGUUCAAGAAACACUAUAUUGGAUCGUUUAUUAAAGAUUAAAGAAAGUGGUCAAAUUAGUGGUAUUCAUGGUAGAUUGGGUGAUUUGGGUGCAAUCGAUCAAAAGUAUGAUGUUGCCAUCUCUACUGCUGCCUUCUCACAAAUGGAUAAUAUCAUUGUAGAGACAACAGCAGCCGCCGAAGCAUGUGUUGAACUAUUACGUAAGGAGAAUUUAGGUAGAGCUACAUUUAUGAUCUUGGAGAAUUUAGAAUAUCAACGUCAAAAUCUUGGUCCAGUUCAAACACCAAAUAAUACACCACGUCUAUUUGAUUUAAUAAAGAUGAAAGAUGAAAAAAAGUAUGCAACCGCCUUUUUCACUGCAGUUGGUCAUACUUUGGUUGCUGAUACUUUGGAUGAAGCAACCAAAAUAGCCUAUGGAGCAAAAAGACAUCGUGUUGUAACUUUGGAUGGUUCACUCAUUGACACUAGUGGUGCAAUGAGUGGUGGUGGUCUCAAACCAAGAGUUGGUGCAAUGAACUCCAAAUUAAAGGGUGAUCCAAAAGAAGAUAAAAAGAAAUUGAUAGAGUUACAAGACAAUCUUUCUCAAUUGGAUAGUGAUCUUCGUCAAUGUAGGGAUGAGUUGGUAGAGAUUGAAAACCAAAUUCAACAAGCACAAAAUCGUCGUUCUGAAUUAGAAUUAGAAUUGCCAAAGAUGGAUAUGGAUAUUAAAGCAGCCAUUACAAAAUGUGAAGAGUUAACCAAAGUUAUUCCUCAACUAAAGAAUAAAGCAAAGUUAUCCACUGAAAAGAAGGAACAAAUCGAUUCCAUCAAAGAAUCAUUGAUUGUUGAUCAAAAAUCUUUAGAUAAGGUUCAAGAGAAAGUUAAUAAAUUAGAAUCUGAAGUUCAAGAAAUUCAAAACAGUAUCUUAAAUGUUGGUGGUCCACAAUUGAAAAUGCAAAAGAAUAAAGUUGAAUCACUUCAAUCUAGAAUUGAUUCAAACCAAACCAACACUACCAAAGCAAAUGUUCAAAUCAAAUCAUUAGCAAAAUCAAUGGAAAAAUCAAUUAAAAUAUUGAAUGAAAAUACCAAAGAAAAGGAUGAGAAUGAAGCAGCAUUAGCAGAGAUUCUAGAGAAAUAUAAAUCAUUGGAGAAAGAGAAUCUUAAAGCCACUGAAGCAAUGGAAGCUGUCUCUGAACAACUUCGUGAAAAGGAAGAAGAAACCAAAGAAAUUAGAAAAGAACAUGAAAAAGCCAAAAAAGUAAUUGAAAAGAUUAAAGUUAGCAAUAGUAAAUUGGAGACUCAAAUCGAAGAAUUUAAAACCCUUAUCAAUGAGAAACAAGCAGAGAUCGCCGAUUGUUUAAGUAAAUUUGCAAACCAAGCAAAGAAAGCAAAAAUCUAUAAAGACUAUGUCGAUGAAUCACUCAUCAAUCAAGUCUCUGCAAUCUUAACACCCGAGGAGAUUGAACAAUAUAUGGAGGCCACUGAACAACAAAAUCUAAUUGCCAAAAUUCAUGAACUCACCACUCAAAUUCAAAAAAUUUCAAAAGAAAACAAUGUAAACAUUGAAGUGGUUAAAGAUUUCCAAAAGAAGGAACAAGAAUAUCAUAGUAGAAAGGCGGAAUUUGAUGAAAUUGAAAAAGAACGUGACAAUCUAUCCAAAAGAUAUGAAAGUCUUAGAAAGAAUCGUUUGGAUGAAUUCAUGGCUGGCUUUACAAUUAUCACAAUGAAACUAAAAGAAAUUUAUCAAAUGAUUACAUUGGGUGGUGAUGCUGAAUUGGAAAUCAUCGAUCGUGAAGAUCCAUUCCAAGAAGGUAUCUCUUUCAGUGUUAGACCUCCAAAAAAGAGUUGGAAAAAUAUUUCAAAUCUUUCUGGUGGUGAGAAAACUUUAUCUUCUUUAGCUUUAGUAUUUGCACUUCAUCAUUAUAAACCAAAUGCUCUCUAUGUAAUGGAUGAAAUUGAUGCAGCUUUAGAUUUUAAAAAUGUUUCAAUCAUUGCUAAUUAUAUUAAAGAAAGAACUAAAAAUGCUCAAUUCAUUAUUAUCUCUUUAAGAAAUUAUAUGUUUGAAUUAGCUGAUCGUUUAGUUGGUAUUUAUAAAACUGAUAAUUGUACCAAAAGUGUUACAAUUAAUCCAAAUAGUUUUACUUCACUUUCAACAACAACAACAACAACAAAUAAUUCACAACAACAACAACAACAAAAACAACAACAAAAACAACAACAACAAAAUUCAACAUCUCAAAAAUAA